CUAACAGUCUUCAUCGUAUGAAUGUUUCCAACUUUUACAAAUAAUUUUGAUUUCCAACCAUUUAUGUCUCUCUCUUUCUGUGUGGCUGCCACUGCCUUCAAUAAUCUAUUCCAUUCCUCCCUACUUUCAUAUAACAAGAGAAAAUGAAAGAGAGGAAGAAAACCCAGAAAGCUCAUGUCUUGAUCCUCCCCUGCCCUCUACAGGGUCACAUAAAUCCUAUGCUCGAGUUCGCCAAACGCCUCGUUGCUAAGGGCGUUAACACCACCCUAGUAAGCACCGUCUUCACCUCCAAAUCUAUGCACACCGAUCCUACCAGCUCCAUUGCUGUGGAAACCAUUUCUGAUGGCUUCGAUGAAGGCGGCAGAACUCAGGCUGAGAGCGGUAAAGCUUACCUUGAAUCUCUACGAGCAGUGGGAUCUCGGACUUUAUCAGAUCUGAUCAAGAAACUUGGUGAUUCGGAUCGGCCCGUCUAUGCUGUUGUGUAUGAUGGGUUUAUCCCUUGGGUACUGGAUGUUGCAAGGCAGUGUGGGGUACUCGGGGUGGUGUUUUUCACACAGACUUGUGCUGUGAACAGCGUGUAUUACCAUGUAAACAGGGGACUUCUUCAGCUGCCAGUCUCAGGGCCGGCUGUUUCAUUUCCUGGAUUGCCUUUCCUGGAAGUUUCCGACACACCGUCGUUUGUAUCACACUAUGGAUCCUACCCGGAGGUGUUUGACAUGGUCAUGAAUCAAUUCUCCAACUUCAACGAAGUGGACUGGAUGCUUUUUAAUACCUUUUACGAAUUGGAGACUGAGUUGUCAAAACUAUGGAAAGUCGGGACAAUCGGACCAACAAUUCCAUCUAUGUUCUUGGACAAAAGACUUGAAGGUGACAGAGCCUAUGGCAUCAAUCUCUUCAAGCCAAACAUAGCGGAUUGCAUGAAUUGGUUGAAUGGGAAGCCCAAGAACUCAGUUUAUGUUUCAUUUGAUAGCGCCGCAGAAUUGAAAGAGGAACAGAUGGAAGAAUUAGCUUGGGGUUUGAAGGGCAGUAAUUGCUUCUUCUUAUGGGUAGUGAGGGCAUCAGAGGAGACCAAACUACCAAAAACUUUCACGAAGGAGAUAGCAGAGAAGGGCUUCCUAGUGAGGUGGUGCUCACAAUUGGAGGUGUUGGAGCAUGAAGCAAUAGGAUCUUUUGUCACCCACUGCGGCUUUAAUUCUGAUCUUGAAGCUCUAAGUUUGGGAGUUCCAAUGGUGGGAAUACCUCAGUGGACAGACCAACCCACAAAUGCAAAAUAUGCAGAAGAUAUAUGGAGAACUGGAAUUCGCGCUAAGCCGGACGUGCAAGGUGUUGUUAGGAAAGAGGUUAUAGAGCGGUGCAUGAAGGAAUUGAUUGAACGAGAGAAAGGGAAAGAGAUGAAGAAGAAUGCAAGCAAGUGGAAGAAAUUCGCUAGAGAGGCAAUGGAUGAGGAUGGAAGUUCAGAUAAGAACAUUGAUAAAUUUGCUGACGAAAAUGGCCAAGCUACCGGCCAAGCUUGUGGAGGAUUCAAUGGAGAAGGGCUUGCAGGUGGGUUAGUGCCUACAAAAUGGAGUGACAAUGCCUCAGUGAUUGGACGGACCCACCAGAAAGGUACGCAGGAGAUGUUUGGAGAACAGAAUCCAAGCACGAGCUAGCUAGUAGGUAUUAUUAGGAGAGAAGUUUUAGAGCUGUGCAUAAAGGAAACGACAGGACAGAAGGGAGAAGGGAUUAAGAAGAAUGCAAGUGGAGGAGUAUGGCCAGAGAGACGAUUGAUAAAGGUAGGAAGUGCAGAGAGGAACAUUGAUGAAUUUGUACUAAACUAAUCAGCAAUAAAAGACUGAGGUUUUU
Molecule: messenger RNA, 1842 nt
Organism: Rubroshorea leprosula
Lineage: Eukaryota; Viridiplantae; Streptophyta; Magnoliopsida; Malvales; Dipterocarpaceae
Source: the annotation of a GenBank genome assembly